CCUAAGAUCUCCACAUAGUCCCCCACGGCCAAUUCAAUGCGGUGGGGCAUCGCGAUGGUGGGAUAUGGUCUGCCGGCGCAGCGCUGCCGGGGGCGAAAUGUCGAGCUACAUAAAUAGGCAGAGAGGUAGCUCUUGCGAUUGUAAUUGACGUCGCUUGUUUCUUCAGACUAUUUUACUAGAUUUUAAACUCACCAAAGUAAAUAUCUUGCAAGAUGUCGAAAGUACUGCUCACAGGAGGAUCUGGCUUCAUCGCCGCCCACAUCCUUGACCAGCUCCUCAAGAAGGGGCACAACGUCGUAACGACAGUCCGGUCAGAGGAGAAGGCGAGCAAGAUCCGCGAGGCCUACCCGGACAAGACCCAGCACCAGCUCCACGUUGUCAUUGUGCCCGACAUUGCCCAGCCGGAUGCCUUUGACGAGGUCGUCGAGGUUCCCGGCCUGGAGGUGGUCAUCCACACGGCCUCGCCGUUCCACUUCAAGUUCACGGACCCAAAGAAGGACCUCAUCGACCCCGCCGUCAUCGGCACCACGGGGAUCCUCAAGGGCAUUGCCCGGUCCGCGCCGGGCGUCAAGCGCGUCGUCGUGACCAGCUCCUUCGCCGCCCUUCUCGACGGCGCGCGCAUGAGCGACCCCAACACCACCUUCACCGAAAAGUCGUGGAACCCCGUCACCAUCGACCAGAUCCACGACGACCCGGGCACCGCGUACCGCGCGUCCAAGACGCUGGCCGAGCGGGCCGCGUGGGACUUUGUCGCCGACAAGAGCAACGGCGCCAAAUUCGACAUCGUCACCGUCAACCCGCCCCUGGUGUUCGGGCCGCUGGUGCACCACCUCGCCAACCUGAACUCGGUCAACACGAGCAACCAGCGCAUCUUGAACUGCAUCCAGGGCAAGUGGAAGAGCGAGGUGGAGGCGACGGGCGGGGCGCAGAGCUGGGUGGAUGUCAGGGACGUGGCGGCGGCCCACGUCAAGGCGGCCCUGGAGAUCCCCGAGGCGGCGGGCCACAGGCUGUUCACCGUCACGGGGUCGUUCUGCAACAGAUACGUGCUGGACAUCGUGAGGAAGAACUUCCCCGAGUACGCCGACAAGCUGCCCGCGGAGGACGUCAAGGGCGGAGAGCCGGCAGAGAACGUGUACAAGACUGACAACACUGAGACGAAAAAGUUGCUGAAUAUCCAGUGGACCCCACUGGAGAAGAGCAUCGUCGACACGGUCAAGAGCUUGCAGGCAUAUGGCGCAUGAAGCAGCACUGGUGGAAGCCAGGGAUAAAAAAAAAGGCUCGCCAGGGUAGUAUGAGGCUGUACUCUGGUCGAAUAGAUUAGUUGAAGUCGA
Messenger RNA from Phialemonium atrogriseum, 1331 nucleotides. RefSeq names its product methylglyoxal reductase (NADPH-dependent) gre2. The coding region runs from base 213 to 1241 and encodes 342 amino acids. The transcript has 4 exons. Gene Ontology annotation, molecular function: oxidoreductase activity, acting on the CH-OH group of donors, NAD or NADP as acceptor. NCBI's taxonomy places the organism in Eukaryota, Fungi, Ascomycota, Sordariomycetes, Cephalothecales, Cephalothecaceae. The record is from RefSeq and is a predicted model, not a curated record.